Molecule: messenger RNA, 2891 nt
Organism: Paramecium sonneborni
Lineage: Eukaryota; Ciliophora; Oligohymenophorea; Peniculida; Parameciidae
Source: the annotation of a GenBank genome assembly
AUGUCAAUUAAAGACGACACAAAGAUAUUAUAAUAAUUUUUAAAGGAACUUCCUUAAGAUAUUAGUGUUAGACACAUAAAGAGUCUUAAAGCUGGGUCUAAAGUACAAAAGUAAAAAAACUGUAUAUAAAAUAGUGUUUAAAAUACAAGAGUGUUUCGAAGUACAAAGGGAUUAAGUGCAAUGAAUUCCCAACUCCAUAAUACACUGAAAUAAUAUCAAAACUAACUAGGAGAUGAUGUGGUUUAAGAUGCCAAAGAUGAAAUAAAUACUUUAAUAUAAACAUUGACACCUAAAUAUUAAGUGGGUGACAAGCUUUAAUAAGUAAAUGGAAUUCAGAAAAUAAACUUUGGUGAAGAUAAUAGUGUUACUACUGAACAAGCAAGUUUUUAAGUAGAGGAUGGAAUAGUUUAUCUGAUUGAUAUAUGGGUAAAGAAUAAAAAUAAUUGUUUAGGCAACCUGGUGUGGACCAUGUUAAGGACCCAUGGAUCAUAAUCAAAAGAUGUUGGAAAAGAAUGCAGAUUGGUAGAAUAAAGUAAAGAUUGUUGCUAUUUCUGUGGAUGAUGAUAAUGAAUCAGUAACAGAGAGAGUCAAUAAUAAAAAAUGGAAAUCUAUUGAACACUAUAGAUUUGAGAAGGGAUGGGAUGAAGAAAAUGAUUUAAUUAAAUAUCUUCAACUUAGAGGAAUUCCAUUUGUGAUUCUAAUUAAUAAAUGGGGAAAAAUCAUAUAUUUAGGACAUCCUUCAAAAGGUAAUUUGGAAGUCAGAAUAAAUUAAGAAAUAAAAGCUGAAAAAGAAGAAGAAUAAGAAGCUUAAAAAGUUAAUUAAGAAGGAAAUGGUGAUUAAGAAUUAUUAACAAAAGAAUAAUACCAAUAAAUAAAAUAAAAAAUUAAAGAGUUAUCAACUGUAAUUUAAGAAGCAUAAUUUGAAGGAAUAGUAGAAGUAAAAUCAGAAAAAGAAAAUAUUUGGAAUCAGGAUGGAACUAAGGUAGUUAAAAAGAGAUCAAAAUUAGAACUUAGAUAUGAUAUUCAUGUUUCUGAAGAAUAAAAAUUGAACACCUUUCUUUAAAAUCAUUGGAAUUCUAUCUCUGAUGAUUUGAGAGUUGUAAAAGAAUGUAAAGUAAGAGACCCUUAAAGAUCAGUCAAUGAAAUUAAGACAAAAUUUUAAUCAUAUUUUGAGAGUAAAGGUGUGUCAAUCGAAUACCCACUCUCUGAGAUUUCAAAUUUCAAUUUUGAUUAAGAGAGUUAAGAGAUUUAAUCAAAAGAGAAAAGCAGUUUUGAAAUAAAAUCUCAAAAUUUAACUUUAGAUAUAUAUAAAACUGGAAUGGAUGAAUUAAAAGAAUACUUGGAAUAAUAUGAAGACGAAGAGAAUGAAGAGAUUAGAGAAACAAUAGAUUAGAUUGUAGAAGGAUUAAAAUCUAAUGUUACUUUAGGUGAAGGAAAACAAUUUGCCUCAAUUGAAAAUUAUAAAAAAUGGGGAUCAGAAGAAUUGAGCACAAUUGAACAUACAUAAGGUUAAGUUUUAGUUCUUGAUUAUUGGGCAAAAUGGUGUGGUCCAUGUGUAAGAGAAAUAAAAAAUAAUACAGAGCUUAUUAAAUAAAAUUCAGAUAAAUGGGGCUAAAGUGUUAGAUUUGUUUCUCUCAGUUUAGUAUUAGCUGAAGAUGCUAAGGAUUUUAUGGAUUCUAAUUAAGAAAGUUAAAAGUAUAUAGAGUUUUAUUUCCCAAAAGAACAACGAUAGAAAGAUACAACAUUAUAUGGAGUUUAAUAUAUUCCUCAUUAUAUUAUCGUUGAUAAAUUUGGAACAAUAAGACGAGUAGCUAAUGUUAAAGACAUGAAAUCACUUGUUGAUGAAUUGAUUAAUGAAGAAGCUUCUUAGAAAUCACUUGAUUAAUCUGAAUCUUAAUUAUAUAAUUAAGAUUCUCUGAAUUAACUUAAAUCUAUCCUUUUAAGUUAAGAAACUAUUACUUAAAUAAAAUAGAUUGAUUAAUAAAAAGUUAUCUCUUUCAAUCUUAAAAUUUCAUCAAAACAAGUAGGAUAGUAAUUUUAAUUUGAAAAAGUUGAACUCUCAUAUUUUAUUAGAGACAAUUAAGUCGAUUGUAUCAAUACAAUUCUAAAUAAACUAUAUUAAGUUAUACCUGAGAAGAAUUGGACUAUUGAUAAAACUAUAUCAAAGACAGUUUCAGUUAAAUAUCCUGGAUCUAUUUGUGCUGUUUGUUAAAAAGUUAUAACAAAUGAACCUCAAUAAUAUUAUAGUAUCUUUAAAGAUGAACAUGUUUGUGCAGAAUGUGCAGAAUUCGAUGAUUAAACCAAAACUGGAAUGGAAAGAUAUAAAUAUCAAGAUACAUUAAUAUUUAUUAAUGGCCCAUUAAAAGAUUUAUCUGUGUUAACAAACAUUGAUGAUCAUAAAAUUGGAAAAAACUUAAAGUUGAAAGAAGGAGAUAAAGCUGACUAAAGACAUCCUAUGAUGUGCAAUGGUUGCGGAGAAGGAGCAUAAGGCCCAAGAUACAUUUCCAUUACUGCCAGACCUGGAAGAUAUAGAGGAGGAGUAUAUAAUUAUUUUAUUUUUAGGGAUAUAUUGAUUAUUGUUGUAAAUGUUUUGAAGAAUUAAAAAAUAAAGAAUCUGAAAAAGCAAAAGAAAUUGUUGCUAAAGAUGCUGCAGAUGGAAUGACUGCAGAUAGCUUAUUUACAAGAGUCCUUUUUAAUUAUGGAGGUUACACUACCUUUUGAUUAAUCAAAUAAAUAUAAAAAAAGGACAUUAUCAUCAUACAAUCCAUAUAUCAUAGUUUUUAUAUCCUUACUCUACUACUACUUUUUUAAAUAUGUCCUGAAUUAACUUAUAACUAAAUCUUUAUUCUCUGUUUUUACUUUAUCUUUUAAAUUGUCUGCAUCUUAAGGAG